UUCCACGGUGGCGGGCUAGACCGAAUAUUAAUCCAAGUUUAUUUUUGUUAUAUCGUGUGUAUUACUUUAAUAUUACUGAAACAGUAAUUAUGUAGGUUUGUGUCAAUUAAUAAAGUGUUGUUUAGUGUGUUGUUAUGAUACUUUUGACCGUUUUCUGUGAUGUCAAGCUGUCGAAGUAACGGUAUUGUUGUGCUGUGAACCACUGGUUUUGUAUCAAAUCGAACACACCUAGUGCUGAGCCCCGUUUUUGUGUAUAAAAAGUACAGGAUGCAACGCGUGUGAUUUUUCGACUGACCUUAUUUACGAUAACCAAAGAUGGAGACGAGAUGGAGAUGGGUGCUCAUUUGGACGGCUCUUUGUUUUACUUCAGGCUCCACAAACAUGCUGCCAGUGUUCACACAGGACAUGAACAACCUCGCGCUAUCAGAGAGCACACCAGUCGGGACAAUAGUUUAUAAGCUGCAAGGAUCUGACCCAGAAGGGUUACCGAUAAAAUACAGUUUAGUGGGCACGGACAAGUUUUCAGUGAACGCAGAAACUGGUGACGUCACGUUAGACCGACCACUUGAUAGAGAGGUGGAAGAUACGAUUAAAUUCCUAGUUUCCAUAGAAGAUGAGGACCCUGCCAAGGUGCAGAACUUGGUGCAGUCGCAGUCGGUCACUGUCAUCGUGCUGGACGAGAAUGACAACCCACCUACGUUUAAAAAUAGUCCGUACGAAGUGAACGUGCCAGAAGACGAGGAGGUUGGAAAGACUCUCCUGAAUAACAUCCUCGUGGAAGACAGGGAUUCCGUGGGUGAUAACCUGGAAGUAGGCUGUGUGCCUAAUGAACAGUGGCCCGAAGCCUGUGAGACUUUCGAGGUGGUGACCCUGAACUCCUCAGCGCACCAGUACACCGGGGCGCUAGUGCUGAAGAAACCGCUCAACUACAACGAGAGGCAGUUCUACCAGUACCAGUUGUAUGCUAAUGACGGCAGCCUAAACUCGACAGCUCACGUGGAGAUCAAAGUAGUGGAUGUCCAGAACUCUCCGCCAGUGUUCAGCGGUGCGCUCAGUGGGGCGCUGGCCGAGGACGCGCCCGUCGGCACCCUGGCGCUCACUGUCAGGGCGAGGGAUGCGGAUAGGGCUCAGCCCAGGAGUGUUGUGCUGGAGUUGGUGACAAAUCCGUUGGAUUUCUUUUUACUGGACAGAAAUACGGGAGAAUUGAGGACAGCUAAGCCUCUGGACAGAGAGGCACUAGCAGAUCCUUCAUCACCACUCAAUCUUACCGUUAGAGCAACAGAACUAGUGAAUGGUGUCCCAGUAAUAUCAGACCUGACCUCAACCCUGGCGACGGUUACAAUAACAAUAAAGGACGUAAAUGAUGAGCCGCCUCGCUUCAACCGCCGCGAGUACUUCGUGGAGAUACCGGAGUCCUUGCCCGUGGGGACACCACUGCCGAACCUGGACAUGGUGGUGACUGAUACCGAUGUGGGUCUGAACUCCGUAUUCACUCUACGCCUAUCAGACGAGAUGGGAGCCUUCAUAGUGGAACCUGCCACUGCCACUGGCAGUGCCUCAGUCACCUUGAGGUUAAACUCUAGUCUAGAUUACGAAGAUCCUAAUCAGAGGAAAUUUAUUUUGGAGGUAAUAGCAGAAGAGCUACACACGUCUCCCCGCCUGUCUUCUAAGGCGAGUGUGACGGUGUCCCUGACCGACGUGAACGACAACGCGCCGCAGUUCGCCGAGGAGCCGUACUCCGCCACACUCGCUGAGGCGGCGCCACCCGGCACCAGGGUCGGUGCCAUACGCGCGACCGACAGAGAUACUGGCAGAUUCGGUACAGAAGGCAUAGUAUACCAGUUGUCGGGCAAUGGCGCGGAGUUGUUCCGCGUGGACAACCGGAGCGGAGUGAUGACGGUGGCGGCCUGCGACACGGCCGGCCUGGCGCCCUGCCUCGACUACGAGGCCAGGAAGGAUUACUUCUUGCAGUACAAGGCUACAGACGACGACGGCGCGGGUCAGAGCACGGUGGUGUCCCUGCAGAUCUCGCUGACGGACUCCAACGACAACCCGCCAGUGUUCCACACUCCCGUAUAUAAAGCUUCUAUUGAUGAAGAUGCUGUCAAGUUUGAGCCGGAACUACAGGUUCAAGCCCGCGACGUGGACGUAUCGUCCGACAUUCGCUACUCGAUCAUCGACCCGCCGACACACCCGUUCUGGAUAGACCCCAUCAACGGCAAGAUAUCCGUCCGACCUGAUACAGGCGGGGUCACUCCCCCUGAAGAUAGUAACAAGAUAUUCUUGACUGUUCUGGCCACAGACGGUAUCCACAACGCUACUUGUAAAGUGGAGAUCACAGUCCGCGACGUGAACAACCACGCUCCAGUCUUUGAUACCGACAAGUAUGAUGCUGACAUCUCCGAAGAUGCACCGAUAGGUACGGAAGUAGCAGCAGUUCGCGCCACGGACCUGGACAGCGGCAUGAAUUCGGAGCUGAAGUACUGGAUACAGAAGGGAGCGCUCGACUCCUUCGCCAUACACAACGACACUGGAGUCGUCACUGUUUCCUCCAAACUCGACUAUGAUAAGAGGAAUACUUAUAGAAUACAGAUUGUUGCUACUGAUUUGGGUAUACCAAGUCUAACAGGCACGACCGAGCUGACAGUCCACGUGAUCAACGUCAACGACAAGAAGCCAUACUUCACGCCGGCCAUACAACGCGCCGAGGUGUCAGCAGACGUGGAGCUUGGCGUCAUUGUACAUAACCUGAUAGCUGUGGACCCUGACAUCAUGGAUAACGGGUCGCUGGUGUAUGAGAUGGGAGAUAGAGUUAUUAGGGCUGUUGAUAAGAAUGGGAAAGAGGUAUCAGACGAAGGUAUCUUCGGCACGUGGUUCACGGUCCAGUGGAACGGGUCCGUGGUAGUGUCGCAGCGCCUCGACAGGAGUCGAGCGGCCGUGCUCACCCUGCCCGUGGCCGUUACUGACGCCUCCGCGCCUACGCUGCAACGAGCUGAUGGCGAGCUAAUAAUAACAAUAGUGGACGUGAACCGUCACGCGCCCGUGUUCUCGCAGCCCUCCUACCUCGACAACAUCCUGGAGGAGCAGCCCCUGGGGACUGUCCUCAACACCUACACCGCUAGCGACAAGGAGACUCCUAUACAGGCCAUUGCGAUACAGCCACCUAAUCCAUACUUCGUUAUUGACAACGUUACUGGAAUAGUAAAAGUGGCUCAACGAAUAGACUAUGAGAAGGUUCACAGUAUUAACUUCACGCUAGUAGCCUACGACGGGGGAGUGCCACAACUCAGCACCGCGGCAGGAGUCAUGGUGCAGGUGCUAAACGCCAACGACGAGGAGCCAGUGUUCGCGUCCAGUGCGUACGACGGGGUAGUGGCGGAGCAUGCCGAGGCGGGAACCAGUGUGCUCAUUGUAAAUGCUGUCGAUAAGGAUGAAGGUGAAUUUGGCGAAGUGACGUACAGUCUAUCAGGCGACUCUGCAAACCAGUUCACCAUAGACCCUAACACCGGCAUCAUCACGGUAGCAGAGGGCGCUGUGAUCGACAGAGAGGUUACAGGGGAUAUUUACUUCAGAGCCAUCGCCAGUGAUAACGCGCCCGCGCAUAUUAGGCGAACUACGAGUGUACCGGUGCACAUAAAAGUCCAGGACAUAAACGACAACUCUCCAGUGUUCAGUCAGAAAGUGUACAAGAGUACCAUCGCCGAGAACUUGCAGCUGAACCCUCCGGCCGCCAUACUGCAGGUGUUAGCUGAAGAUAAGGACGAGGGGAUUAAUGGGAAGAUCGAGUAUAGGAUCAUUGAACAGAGUGAAGCUGGCGUAUUCACAGUGGACCCGACGAGUGGUAUAAUCUACCCGGGCCGGCCGGUGCUGGGCAACACGAGCUACCAGCUGGUGGUGGCGGCGCGCGACGGCGGCGGCGCCGGCCCGCACGCCGACACCGCGCGCGUGGACAUCUACGUGCUCAGCGUCAACAGGCACAGUCCCGUCUUCGUACAGCCGCCCACUGACGUCCGACACUUGGAUAUACCUGAGAACGCAGCCCAGUCAGACUACUUAAUCACUACAAUAAAGGCGACGGACGAGGACAGUGGUGAGAAUGGCCGUGUCUCCUACUACCUGAAGGUAGACAACCAGAAUGUUGGGGAGACGCAGGAGUUCAGCCUGGAUCCUGAUACUGGAGAGUUGAGAACCAAGACCUUCCUGGAUAGAGAGCAUAAAGCUGAAUAUCAGCUGGUAAUAGCAGCAGUGGACAACGGUACACCAGCCCAGUUCGAGAGCCUUCGACUCCUGACGGUAGUACUGGUGGAUGACAAUGACAACGCGCCGCGGUUCCCGGCACCGGUCCAUCAGUUCACCAUCAAGGAGAACCUGCUGCCAGGAGUUAUUAUUGGUACAGUAAAAGCAACAGACAAGGAUUCUGGGGAGAACGGCAAGGUAUACUACCACGUGCUGGAGGGGAACCAGGAGGGAGCCUUCACCGUCGACAGGACACAAGGAGUCAUCCGGGCUAAUAUCAGCUUCGACAGAGAGAAGCAAUCAGAAUACUCAUUCACGCUCUACGCUAGCAAUAACCCGAUACUAGAGCAUGCGGCGGCCAUCUUGAAUUCCGUGGACAACAACACUGACGGCCAGGACCCCAGCGUUACAGUCGUGAAGGUGCGGGUGCUGGAUGAAAAUGAUAAUGAGCCCAAGUUCCAGCACAAGAUUUAUUAUGCAGGUAUAAAGCACACAGCACGAGUAAACGAGCCAGUAAUCUCAGUAGUGGCUGAGGACCCGGACCUGGAUGAAAAUGGAACCCUGGUGUACAUGGUGGCAGCCUCCAACCUGUUCAAGUUUGGAGCCUCGCAGUCCAGUGGCAGUGUCGUGCCGUCGCCGUUUAAUAUUAGUCAGGAUGGUAUCUUGAUGACGGCGCACUACAUGGCGGAGUACAACCAGGACCGGUUCGUGCUGGACAUCAUCGCGCAGGAACUCGCUCCGCCACACAGACAGGCCAAGGCACAAGUCUACGUGUGGAUAAUAGACCGCAGCUCCCUGAUCCGCAUGGUGGUGUCCCGCAGCUGCAGCGCGGCGGAGGGCGGCGUGUGGCGCCGGCUGGCGGCGGCCGGCGCCGCGCGCCUGGUGCCGGGCCGCCGCCUGCCGCUCGUGCAGGCCGACCGCCGGUACGACGACUGGUGUGAAAUCCACUUACACGCAGUAGACCCGAACACAUACCAAGUGCUGCCAGUGGAGAAGGUGCUGGAGACCAUCGACUCCAAGUACGACCAGCUGAAGGACGUCUACCAGGAGUACGGGGUGGAGACACUUAUUGCAGCCAGUGCUACUUCUAAAGCUCCAGAUAGCUUCGACCCAGCCCUAGCAGCUCUGAUAGCACUCCUCAUCGUACUGUUUACUGGCAUCGUCACCUUUAUCGUUGUCUGCGCAUGUCUUAAACAUUGGGUCAUACCACCACCGUCCCUACAAUCCAGUAAAGGAGACAGUUUAGCCAGACGCCGUAUAUUAGAGGAACUGUCAACGACAGAGAACCCGUUGUGGCUGGAGACCAAACUCCGGCCCUAUGAGGAACAAGAGCUCACUAUGAAUGUAUUUGGAGACCUGAAUGAACAACCGGCAGCUGAACCCGCACCGACGGACAACACCUACGCAACGAUACAAGGCAGUCGAACGACGGAGAGGUUCGGUGACUACGCCACGCUGGGCGGCGACUCACCCACGCCAUUAGAAGCUGCCUUGGGAUUCCAGGGUAGCACAUUCAAACCGCCUUCACCAGACACGCCGGAACCUCCUCCCAGACCUUCAGGGUUAGGAGGGCUCUGAUGAUACGUCCAAAACAAAAUGGUGGAAGUUAUAAAUACUAAGUGUAAAUAUAUGGUAACUAGGUAGUGCAUGUUGGCAAUGUGUUAUAACACAACAUAAGAUAUUACUCAAUCUGUAACAUUUUGAGUAAUAUUACAUUAAUUUAUGUUACAAAUAUAAUUAACAAGUUACAAGGUCUUUUCACUUGGAAAUUACUGUAACAAUGUCUCAAAUAUAUUGAAACUUAUUUUCGGUUUUUCGAAAAUGUUACAGAAUGAGUAAUUAUCGAAACUCAAUCUAAGACUGUCAGAAGAUAUUAAAACAUAAUUAUAUUUUUGUUACCAUUUAAAAAAAAACUUAUUUUCUAUACUUUGUGAUACAUUGACAACGUCCAUUUUUAUUUUAUUUUAGGAACAAAUUCUUCAUAGCAAUUGAUAUUUCUGGAUAUUUCUUUUUUUGGAGAGUUGGAACAGUAGAUGUUAUUUAAAUAUACGUACUUCCUUAAGAACAAGCGUAAUGAUAUAGUAAUUAUGACCUUCUUUUUAAAUGAGAGAAAUUAUUGUUAUUCUAAGUUUUUUAAACGAAACAACUGACCGAAUUGUCUAUAAGUCAUUAUUGACGCUACAUUUAGGGGGGGUUUCUGGGCCCUGAUUCCCGCACGGAACAACGCUUUGUGUGAUCCACAGAUGGUUGUUCCGGGUCUGGGUGUGAUGUGUAUGUGAUUGUAUAUUUGUUAACGCACCCACGACACAGGAGAAAAUCCUAGUGUGGGGGCAACGCCUUUUGUUAAGAAAGAAAUUGUAGAUACUACUCCAAAAGGGAAAAUCAAGAAAAUCUUUUUACAGUUAGUCUAUAAAAAUCUACAGUAAUAAACUUUUUAUAUUUUGAUACUACUCUUAUCCUGAAUCUCAUUAUAAUCUUAGCCAAUCUUUUAGACUUAUAUUCUAGACCUGUAAUAUAUGUAUAAAUAAUAAAUGAAUAAAUUAUUUCCAAUCUUUCUCGUAAUAAUAACUGCCAUAUAAAUAUAUUGUAAAUUACAAUUAUUGUACAAAUUACAAUAUUUUUAGGACGAUUUUUUGUAAUGUAU
Molecule: messenger RNA, 6880 nt
Organism: Spodoptera litura
Lineage: Eukaryota; Metazoa; Arthropoda; Insecta; Lepidoptera; Noctuidae
Product: cadherin-87A
Biological process (GO): homophilic cell-cell adhesion
Cellular component (GO): plasma membrane
Molecular function (GO): calcium ion binding
Source: RefSeq, a predicted model, not a curated record